AGGGUUCAGAUCAGUGAAGAAUGUUGUAGACUUCGUCGACCUAAACGGAAUCAGGGAAGAAAAUUAAGGAGUUGAAACACAAAGAGAAAACUAUAGGCCGACAGUAAAAAUAUACUUACGAAUUUUUAUUCUCUGUGUGUCAUCUUUGUUGACAAAGUAAAAAUAUUGUGCAAGUCGAUUGUUGAUUGUUAACCGAACACGUAUAAACCAGAUCAUCUUGAAGAUCCUUCCAAGGAGGAGUUCGAACGCCAUUUCAAAGGUGCUUCAAGUUCUUUUACAGCAAAGAUUGACGCCAAAUAAUGUGCAAACUCAAGAAGAAAGAACACCAGGCACAAUGGAAUAGAAAAUUAUUCUAAGACUGCGUUCGUUGUAAUAAUAAUAAUAAUAAUAAUAAUAAGCGUCAAGAGUUUUUUCAACUCGACAUAUUUUCAACAAAUCUAGGCGAACAUUAUUUGCUUACUUAAGCAACAGUUACAUUUCUAGUAACACUGGUGAUUUUAGGUAAAACGUUCAAAACCUCUGCAUCAGCAGAUUAAGAAAAUUGAACAAUGACAGAGCACGCGCUUAUAAUUGACAACGGUUCGGAUACCUUAAAGGCGGGAUUUUCAUGUUUCGACGAACCACAAGUGUUCAUCCCAAGUUUGGUUGGCCGUCCACAUACGAAUUCACGCCAACACAUAAAGUUUAGCUCGGAUUCCAUGGAGCAAUACCGGGUUGGCCAUGAGGCGCACGUCAAUCGCCAAUUUCUCACGACCAGUUGUCCAAUAGAAAACGGUAUUAUAAAUAAUUGGGAUGAUAUGGAGAAGUUAUGGCAAUACACGUUCGAUCAAUUGGAUACGACGCCAAAAGAAAAAGCAGUUUUAUUGACUGAUAUUCCAUCAAACUCCAAGCAAAAUCGAGAAAAAAUUGCAGAGAUCAUGUUCGAGAAAUUUCAUUGUUCUUCAAUAUAUUUGGCCAAUCAGGGUGCAUUAUCACUGUAUUCGCACGGUUUGGUGACGGGUGUGGCAGUGGACUGCGGGCAUGAUGUCACGCAAAUUGCGUCAGUAGUUGAGGGUUACACCCUACCAUAUGCAACAAGAUGUCUACCAUUAGGUGGAAAAGACCUUACCAUGUAUCUACUGAAAAUGUUAACUCAAAACAAUACCAUGAGCGAAAAAAUGCAAUCCAUAGAUGAUGCAAGGAUGAUAAAAGAGAAACUAUGUUAUGUCACAGAGUGUUUUGAGAGAGAAAAGACUAUGUUUAAGAAUAAUUGCACAAAAAACGAAAGUGAGAACUUCCAGAAUGCAGAGCUAUUUGGAGUCACAACAGAGAACAGACGACUUUCCUUAUACGGAUUUCACUUAAAGGAGAAUCUUUAACGAUUUCUUGAAAAUAAAUUCUCGAAAAUUAUACAGAGAAACUCUCAGAUAUUGCCAAAAAGAAACCAAGAUGGCCGAAGUAGUUGUAAAAUGUAAUAUGACAACAUGGCGACCCAUGAUGGCGACGAACAGAAAGCUGUAUGUAGCUACUUCUACUGACAAAUAAAAAUUGAUAUCUCCAAAGACAUGAAUUGGUUAAGGAGAUGAGUUCCACACAAGUUUUACGUAUUCAGAGUAUGUUGCUGGUGAAUUACAGGUUAAGGAGAUGAGUUCCACACAUGUUUUACGUAUUCAGAGUAUGUUGCUGGUAUUAAUGAACACAAUCUCAAUUAAUAAAUUCAUUAUUAAUCAGAAUUGUUUGACAUGUUUUGGUCGUUUUCAUCCAAUGACAUUCUGAGCUAAGGGUUGGUUUGGUAAACUAUACAGACUGAGUUGUAUCUACAUAUAGGUAGAAGUGCAAGAUGAUGAAAUUGAUGGAACAGACUUGUGCAUAAAACAAUUCAUAUUAUCUGUAGGUGGUUUCAUGAAUGCAAGGAGCUAGCAAAGAAAUAAUGGUGUGCUUCUCUCAAGGCAUUAAGUAAAAUAGCCCAUGAAAGUUUGCAGCAGUCCAAAUUGACUGUUUUCUUCAUCAUCAUAAGUAGGGAAAGAUAGGUUUUAACAUAGUGGAGGUCAAUUAAAGCAAAUUUGAAGCACAACAAUAUCAACUUUUUCAUUGCUUAAAUACAAUAUAACAACCCAUCCAACAAGUUACAUCUGGUAAUUUUUUGUCAUUUUAAUUUAUUUAUAUUUAAUUAUAUUUAAUUUAUAGUACACAGUAGGUAAGUUACAAAGCUCUGCUGGAAUUAGAAGGGUUAAUGUGAAUAAAUAAAGAAAAUAGUCAAAAUUUA
Xenia sp. Carnegie-2017 is the source of this 2245-nucleotide messenger RNA. Its product is annotated as actin-3-like. The transcript has 4 exons. NCBI's taxonomy places the organism in Eukaryota, Metazoa, Cnidaria, Anthozoa, Malacalcyonacea, Xeniidae. Bases 549 to 1358 code for a protein of 269 amino acids. The record is from RefSeq and is a predicted model, not a curated record.